Messenger RNA from Coregonus clupeaformis (lake whitefish), 3508 nucleotides. RefSeq names its product mitochondria localized glutamic acid rich protein a (gene mgarpa). NCBI's taxonomy places the organism in Eukaryota, Metazoa, Chordata, Actinopteri, Salmoniformes, Salmonidae. The record is from RefSeq and is a predicted model, not a curated record. The coding region runs from base 229 to 1677 and encodes 482 amino acids. Gene Ontology annotation, biological process: anterograde axonal transport. The transcript has 9 exons. Gene Ontology annotation, cellular component: mitochondrion.
GAAGAAGUCCGUCAACCCCCUCUAUCAUAACAACAGCUCUAGAAGCGAAGCAUAUGUCUAAACUCUUAAAGAGAUUUUUGUUUUUUAGCCAAAACUGAUGAGUGUUGGGAGUCGGUCUGCGUUUACUGCAGCAAAGCCAGAUCACACUAACCCCAACUGGCUGCGUCUGGGCCUAGCGUUCGGGACCUCCGCUUUCCUCUGGGGCCUGUAGUAGUGCCACGGCGACAGAUGUCGUCGCUCCCCGGUGGUACUGGUGAUAACAUCAUCUACGCCCUGCUGUGUGGUGGGGCCUUUGCUGGAGCCGUCGCCUACACGUACACCACCGUGACCACAGACCACGCCAGAUUCACCGACCGUGUUGCGGAUAUCAACGCUCGUCCCAAGACCGAGUGGGUUCCCAAACCAUGGCCCCCCAAGAGCAAGGAUGAGGAAGAGGAGGGUGAGGAAGCAGCAGCCGAUGGAGGGGAGGAGGAAGCAGAGGAGGUGGCUGAGGGAGACGAGGAGGCUGUAGCGGCGGAAAACGUAGCAGAACCUGCUGAAGAGGCUGAUUCAAUCUCUGAAGAACCUGCUGUGGCGGCAGCAGUAGAGGAAGUGGCUGCAGUAGAAGCAGAGACUGUGGUGGAGGAGAUCGCAGAGGCUAUUGCCGAGGCUGCUGAAGUCAUCGCCGAGAUCGCAGAAGAGGUUGUCGAGGUGGCAAAGGAAGUGGAGGGUGCAGCAGAGGAAGUGGUCAAAGUGGAGGAGGCUGCCAUUGCCAUGCCCGCCAUCGCCGAGGAGGCAGUUGCUGUGGCAGAACUGGAGAGCAAUGUGGCACCAGUGGCUAUGGCAGCAGCCUCUGCUUUGGCGGUGACAACAGUCACUGAAGUGGUUGUGCCUGUUGUAGAAGUCAAGGAGGCUGCCCCAGUGGAGGCCCCAGCUGCAGAAGAAGCAGCCCCAGUUGAGGCUGCACCAGUAGAAGAGGCCCCAGCUGCAGUCGAACCUCCAGUUGAGAUUGUCCCAGCUGAGGUUAUGGAGGUUGAGCCAGCUCCCAUAGAGGCCCCAGCUGCAGUAGAGGCUUCAGUCGAGACCGCACCCGUAGAGGAGGCUCCAGCUGCAGUCGAAGAAGUUCCAGUUGAGGCUGCCGCAGCAGAGAUUGUGGAGGCGGCAGAGCUUGCACCUGUGGAGGCGGCAGAGCCUGCACCAGUGGAGGCGGCAGAGCCUGCACCAGUGGAGGCGGCAGAGCCUGCACCAGUGGAGGCGGCAGAGCCUGCACCAGUGGAGGCGGCAGAGCCUGCACCAGUGGCGGCGGCAGAGCCUGCACCAGUGGCGGCGGCAGAGCCUGCACCAGUGGAGGCGGCAGAGCCUGCACCAGUGGCGGCGGCAGAGCCUGCACCAGUGGCGGCGGCAGAGCCUGCACCAGUGGCGGCGGCAGAGCCUGCACCAGUGGCGGCGGCAGAGCCUGCACCAGUGGCGGCGGCAGAGCCUGCACCAGUGGCGGCGGCAGAGCCUGCACCAGUGGAGGCUGCUCUAGUUGCGGUGGCAGCACCUGCUAAGGAGUAUAUUGUAGUGGUGCUGGAGGGAGCGGCCAAGUCAGACAAGAGGCCCAAAGUCCUGGGGGUUGGCCCCAUGACCGGCAGGAUUAUCCCAGACGAAGAUGAGGCCCCUGCUGCUGAGCUAACAGGGCAAGCGACAGCUGCUUAGGAUGCAGAUGCAGUAGAACCAACUGACAGUAAGCACUUGGAGCCCCUGGAUGAAACAUCUCUACCCUGAGGAAGAAAAGGGAUGUGUCUUCCCCCACCCUUUAACCCUCCCACACACUUUGACCCCUAACCCCUGACAGUCGACCCUUGAUAUUUAUCUGUAGUAUAAAACUUGUUGUCUCCCCGUCUUGGUUCAGGGAAUUGUCUGUGUAUAUAUUCAGUUAAUGCCUGCUUUAUGGAAACAAACAUCUGGUAUAUUCUUCUAGACGUACUCCACCUGUUCCAAGAAGAGGUACAUCUUCCUAUUGUAUCACAUCGGAGUCGUUUAGAAAUGGUCCCUCUAUAUAGGCUUCACAACUGAACCUGUGACACUGCAGAAAGUCAGUCAUAUAGUACAAUACGUUACCUUUAGAUGCGCGCAGUCACAAAACACCUGGGAGUUUACUACUGGUUAAUCUGCACAACCUUUACAAGGAGACUGUAUUUCUUUCAAUGGGAGUUCUAUUUUCUUAGUUUUCAGCAUGGGUACAGCUGUGAAGGCUAAGGAUACUCUCACAGCAUAGUAUGUCAUAGUUUACUUCAACUAAGGAACCUCACAGUAGAUUCACUCCAAUGGUGUUUUCUGAUUCUCACCAUCCAACGCAAUAUUACACAUCUGAUGCUCAGCCAGCAAUUGCGUCAUGGCCUGGCAGGAAUGUGACCAGCAUUCUUUAACUAGCCUCAUGUUUUUCCUCUUUGGGCUGAUUCCAAUGUGAACAUCACAAGUAUUUAACUCUCAAAGGGAAUGCGAUCAGAUGGCUUUUGUAAAUCACUGGCUUGUUCUUGGGAGACCAGAUCCAUUAGGAUAACUUACCACCUCAGUAUUCCUCCUCUUUUCCUCCAGCUUGUGAUCCACAGACCUUUUACUAAUGCAGUGUUACAGUUGAAUAAACCUCAGUUGCAAGCCAGACAUGGGAUUCAUAUUGGGAAACGAGCAUGACGACGAGUCAGUCAGGUUUUUACACUCGGUGAUGUCUCUUCAAGCUAGACUCCAUAGCGUAGUCCAUGAUGUCACUCUUCAACAUUUCAUAAGGCAGAGAUUUCAUCUCUUUACUUUCUCCCUCCCCCUCUGUUGUAGAGCCUUUCUCUCAGCUCUGCACCAUGGCUAUAGAAUACACAGCUGUUAGAUAGUCAAUUAAUUUAACAGUGACCCUCUCUAUAGCUUAUUGUGGUGAAAAGCUGUAUCUGAAAUAGGAAAAGCCAUGAUUUGAGUGUAUAGCAUGUUUUCCUAGCCUGGUAUAAACAGUUUAGUGUUGUGCUUGUUAUCAUAUGAAAGUAGAUUUUUUUUACACUGCAGUCAGGCUUGUGUGGUGGUAUGUUAAUUCAGUGCUUGAUAUGGCUCAGUUUUUUUUCUGCUUUUCAAAGUAGAUGACUUACUAGUUAGUUUAGAUUCAUAAAUACAUGUUCAUAACUUUGUCAGAACCAGUUAAAAUCAUCUGCAGGUCAUACAAGGCUCUCACUGUAGGCAUACUCUACUUAUUUGUUGUAGGCCUAGUUUUCUUCUCACUUUCCUCACGUAUUAUAUUUUAUUUUUUGCUAUGUUAGGCAUAUUUCAAAAGGUACCGAGACCAUUGAUAAGAAGUGAAUGUAGGAUAAUUCCUAAUUUAAGGAGUGGGAUAAUUCAGUGUGUCUGUCCUAAUGUUUGCAGGCAGGUUUUUAAUGGGCUAUAUAUAAUGGCUUGUUCUGUCCUGUGAGUGGAUGGCUUCACGCUGCGCACUGGCCUAGCAUGGGCUACAAACUGUGAUUAUUUUAAACAUUGCUGUUUUUCUGAACUAAAUGAAUAUUUCAGUGUU